AUGAGUUCCAUCGGACAGAAAAUCAAAGAUGCCCUCACAGGGCAUCACGAACAUGAGAAGAGCGAUGUCAAAACCCCCGACGUUAACGCCCCUGGUGCUUUUCCUACCGACGAGCCCGCCACCAAGCACCAUGAUGAACACAACAAAUUGACUAAGGAGUCUCCAGUACAACAUCAUCAGGAAAAGUCAGACGAUGUUGAGCGAGGAGCGCUGCAUCAUACCGGUCACUCUCAUCAUGACCCAGAGCCCGAAACGAAGCAAGCAACCAGCGCGGCUGGGAACUAUCCCUACUGGGGUGACCUUCCGAGGGAAGGUGGCGAACAUGUUCACCGUGCUGAAGGGCCAGGCAUCGGUGCCACAGAGCAGCAUCAUGGGCUUAACAAAGAUUCAAGCCUUGCGACUGGUGCCUUGGCAGCAGGUGCUGGCACGGCCGGGGCGGGAUACCUCGCCUCGAGGUCGAAGGAUGAAGACGCAACAACAUAUGGAGGGACGAGGACAGGAGCAAGUCGCGAUCCGACCUUGGACAACCAAGGAAGCACCACCGAUAGGAAUGCUGGAGCCGCCGGAGUUGCUGGCGCUACUUACCUCGCGACUAGGGACAAGACUGAUCCCUACAAUCGGAGCGAGACGGAACCAACCCACAGGGCCUCGAAGUUCUCUGAACAGACCCAGACAGGCAAUACGAUUCAAAACACACAGACGCCAACUACCACGCAAAAGGUUGCCGAGACUGCUACUCCUACCAAGACGACCUCGGCAGGAGACAACAAUAGCCACAGAAGGGAAGAAGAAGCUCUUGCCGCCGGUGCUGGAGCUGCAGGUCUCGCUGGCGCAGGCUACUAUGCCUCACAAAAGGGGGACAAGACAUUUGACUCCACGAACGACCCUGCCUUUCAGACUACACAAGGGAGUCACACUCAAAACCCUAGUCACACGACCACAUCGACGGGUCGUCAUGACCCAUUAACCGAGACUCAAAAGGCUACCAGUGCUGCUGGAAACUAUCCCUACUUGAGCAGUGAGAAUAGAGAUGUCAAGGACAACAAAUUUGCGGAGACUACCACGCCGUCCCAGGUAGGCUCGAGUGGCGACAACCACAGAAAGGAGCAAGCUCUGGCAGCAGGGGCUGGAGCUUCAGGCCUCGCGGGAGCAGGAUAUUUGGCGAGCAGGAAACAUGAUGAUCGCAAAGACGAGACAACAUCUCGCACCAAUGUGCCUGGUGUCCAAACAACCAGCACUGAGCACCGAGCCCAUACCGCCAACCCAAUCAGGCACCACGAUCCUGAAGAUGAAGCCAAGCGCGCAACGAGUGGUGCAGGCAAUUAUCCUCACUGGGGCAGUGAUGAAAAAGGCAACAAUGACAACAAGGGUCUUUAUGCGGCAGGCCUUGGUGGCGCAGGUCUAGCUGGAGCUGGAGCUCUGGCUUCCAACAGGGCAGACCGCCACAGAGACGUGUUGCCUAGUACUACACGCGAGACGAGCUCCGGCGUGGUCGCUCCAGGCAGCCUAGCUCAACGUGACACCACAAGUCGUCAAGCCGACCCAACCACUGGUGGAGGUAUCCACAACACUGUUGUUGGAGCAGGAAGUUCCGAGUUCUCGCCCCCCUUGAGCUCUUCUACUACUUCAGCUACUGGCUACCAAACGCAAGGGUUAGGCCAACACAGCCAGCCCGCAGCCCAGGCCGCCGCCCAACAAGCGUGGAACAAGCAAGAGUCUGUUCCUUCCACCACUACGGAAGACGUAGGCAGGAACAACAAGCACUCAGGUCUUGGAUACGCAGCUGCAGGGACAGCAUUCGGUGCAGGGGCUACUGGUCUCGCCGCUGAGUAUGGUCAAGGCAAAGAACACGAGAACAACCCCCGGACUGAAACAUCCGAGAAGGUCGCACAUCGGGCUUUAGGAUCGGAUGGUAAGCCACAUGCGCCGGCAUCAUCGGAAGGUUCAGGCUUUGGGCAUGACAAGAGCACAUCUUCUGGUUUGACUUCGGGUCUUGCUGGCUCAACUGGCCAGUCAGGCGCGAACUGGGGUGGUGCAGGAUCAAAGGUUCUUCACAAGUGUGACAAUUGCGGCCAUGAUAACGACAUCAGCCGUUAUUUUAACAAAGAUGCUACCUUCCGGUCGCAGCAAUAG
Molecule: messenger RNA, 2133 nt
Organism: Diaporthe amygdali
Lineage: Eukaryota; Fungi; Ascomycota; Sordariomycetes; Diaporthales; Diaporthaceae
Exons: 1
Coding region: 1-2133 (710 amino acids)
Source: RefSeq, a predicted model, not a curated record